AUGAACGCGUGUCGACCUUUUUUCCGUCUUCAAAGAAACGUCUGCUCUUCAUCGAUUCGAUUCAAAGCAAGAAGAUCCAAGAAAACCACUACUCUGCCUAUCUCUCAUGAAACAUUCAGAGGAGAGGAAACAGAUUUGGAGGCGGGCACAUUCCACUACAGUGUGGAGCAGUCUUCUUUCACGGAUAACGACCUUCCUCGACGCCUGCGUCUGGCCUCCAACGUUAACGUUAAAUCCUUGAUAUUGGGUUCGAGUCUGUACAAUUUCGCUGCUGAGGAUUGGGACGAACUACCAACGGAGUUGCAGGCCGCCUUACAGCACGUCAUCCGCCUCCCUACCUUGGAACAUCUCGACAUUCGAAAUUUCAAGAACGUACCACCCUCUUUAUUAAGCGCUGCUACCUUCUCAAGUUUAUUCAUAAAGCAUACCAAAUUCCGCAAAAGCAAGCCCCACGAGCGCAAAAGUACCCCCCCUGAUACCGUAACCCGCUUAAAGUCAUUCAGCUAUAACAACAUCUCACCUUCCAGCAUCCGGGCCCUCGUACGCGGCAGAAUAUUUACGGAUUCAUUUGCCAUAGACUUUUCAAGUCUACAGUCACUCAGCGUAAGCCUGCACGAUGCGGAUGAGGUUGCCGCAUCCAAAGAGGUGAUGAAUGUCUCACCUAACUUAAAUUACCUUCUUUGCUCAGUCGGCCCAAAAAAUUCCCUAGGAGAGGUCUCCUCGUCUUUGGCAUCGUGUCGCUCAUUGAAAACAUUAGUACUUUUCUUCGAAGUCGGGGAUGAACUACAGGAUCCACUGCUAGGUCUGCCAGACGCACUAUCCGAGAUGUCGGGAGACAACGUACUUGAAGAACUGCUAAUAAACGCCCAUGUCCAGAGCAUCAACUCUUGCCGAACCGAUGCAAUGUGGGGGAGACUGGAUGAUGUCCUAUCGCGGUCUGCCUUUCAUACUCUUCGCCGUGUAUCCCUCAAAAUUAUCCUUUGGAUCAACGAUAUAUGUUUCUUCGACGACGAACUUGAGGAACGUCGAGUAGGGGAACGCCACCGGAAGGUGUUGAAGGGGGAACUGGAGAAAAUCAGAGCUUCACAAUUCUCCUGGCUUUCGAAUGCACGUAACGUGAAGUUUGAAUUCGCUGUGAGAAUAAUUUCGCAUGGUCAAAGGGAUGUCGAUCCAGAAAUUCAACGAUACUUGCAAUCGGAUGUUUUGUGA
Laccaria bicolor S238N-H82 is the source of this 1209-nucleotide messenger RNA. RefSeq lists its product as uncharacterized. NCBI's taxonomy places the organism in Eukaryota, Fungi, Basidiomycota, Agaricomycetes, Agaricales, Hydnangiaceae. The transcript has 2 exons. The record is from RefSeq and is a predicted model, not a curated record. Bases 1 to 1209 code for a protein of 402 amino acids.